Messenger RNA from Ipomoea nil (Japanese morning glory), 2011 nucleotides. RefSeq lists its product as uncharacterized. The transcript has 2 exons. The record is from RefSeq and is a predicted model, not a curated record. The coding region runs from base 326 to 1678 and encodes 450 amino acids. Lineage: Eukaryota; Viridiplantae; Streptophyta; Magnoliopsida; Solanales; Convolvulaceae.
GGUUCGGUUACCAGAAAGAGAGAAAGGAAAAAGAGUUUUCUUCUCCCCCUUCGAUCCUUUUCUCUCUCUCUCUUUCGCUGCAGAAAUUGCAGAUAAGAGUUGUACGUUCGAAUGAGAGAGAAAGUGAUGAAGAUGAUAGAUAGUGUCGUUCAGUACAGUUCGUUUCUUCUUCAUCUUCUCGCCGGCUCACAUUAGCAUAGCAUAUACUGUUGUACGCUGCUUUUGUAUUUCUUCCGCUUAGUAGUGUUUUACGGGUUUGUUUGUUGUUGUGCGCACUUUGAGGAUAAGGAGGUGAGUUUUGUCGCCGUAGGGCACAUUGGUGGGGAUGGAUCCGUGUCCUUUCGUGCGGCUAACUGUAGGUAAUCUGGCGCUUAAGAUUCCGGUGGCUUCCAAGCCGGCGCGUACCGUAGUGCAUCCUUCGUCGUCGCCCUGCUUUUGUAAAAUCAAGCUGAAGAGCUUCAGUGUGCAGGCCGCCGUGGUGCCGCACAUUCUGCCGGAUAGCCAGUUAACGGACGGGCAGGUGCAGCCGCUGGCUGCGACUUUCCAUCUGAGUAAGUCGGAUCUCGACAGGCUCGCGGCCAAGUCACUCUUCGGCGGGAAAUUGCACCUGAAAAUCUCGAUCUACACCGGCCGGAGAGGUACGAACUGCGGCGUUAACUCCGGGAGGCUUCUAGGGAAGGUGUCUGUGCCGGUAGAUCUCACGGGGGCGGAAUCUAGAGCUGUGGUGUUCCACAACGGUUGGAUUGCGGUUGGGAAGGAUGCGAAGAACUCCAGCGCGCAGUUCCACAUGAAUGUGAAGGCCGAGCCUGACCCGAGAUUCGUUUUUCAAUUCGACGGCGAGCCAGAAUGCAGUCCUCAGGUGUUCCAAAUCCAGGGAAACAUUCGUCAACCCGUUUUCACCUGCAAGUUCAGUUUCCGGACCACUGCAGACAGGAAUCAACGGUCCAGAUCAUUGCCGUCUGAGCAAAGCGGUCCGAGAGGUUGGUUGAGUUCAUUCGGAAGCGAAAGGGAGCGGCCAGGGAAGGAGCGGAAAGGAUGGUCAAUUACAGUUCAUGAUCUUUCCGGUUCACCGGUUGCCGCUGCAUCAAUGGUGACUCCAUUUGUUGCCUCUCCCGGUUCGGACCGGGUGAGCCGGUCUAAUCCAGGAUCCUGGCUGAUUCUCAGGCCCGGAGACGGUACAUGGAAGCCGUGGGGCCGCUUAGAGGCUUGGCGCGAGCGAGGCUCAAACGACGGCCUCGGCUACCGCUUCGAGCUGAUUCCGGACUCCGCCGCAUCCGGAAUCGUCCUGGCGGAGUCGACGCUGAGCUGCAGCAAAGGCGGGAAGUUCUCGAUCGACCUGGCGUCGUCGUCGAGCGGGUCGACGAACGGUACGAGAACGCCGAGAAAUGCAACGUCGCCGGCGUGCAGCCCACGCGGCAGCGGCGAUUUCGGUUACGGCUUGUGGCCGUACUGCGUGUACAGAGGGUUCGUGAUGUCUGCGAGCGUGGAGGGAGAGGGAGCGGGAAGCAAAGGACGAAAACCAACGGUGGAGGUUAGCGUGCAGCACGUGAACUGUACUGAGGACGCAGCGGCUUUCGUGGCACUGUCAGCAGCAAUUGAUCUCAGCAUGGACGCUUGCAGGCUUUUCUCUCAAAAGCUCCGCAAAGAACUCUGCCCUCCACAAGACUUAAUCUCUUGACUUUAUUUUAUUUCAUUGGUUUUUUUUUUUUUUUUACUGAGUGGUAAAAAAAAAUGGUGCGAUGGUUUUUGCGUCCUGUCGCGUUUCAUUUCGCUGAUGAUUAUUGUCAGCAACAUUAGUAGUACUAACAAGUGAGUAUAGGGAGGAGUGUGUUGUACAGAGGGUGGGGAAUUUUACAUUUUUACUGACAGGGCACUGCGCGCUCUGUUUUUUUUUUUUUUUACCUAGGGUGUGUUUGAAUUCUGUAACCUUUUUUACCAUUGGUUUCUUAUCAAUUGCCAAUGGUACCGUUUUCGCAAUUUUAAUCAUCUAUCCUACUUUGUGUAAAAAAAA